ACUCGAUUGGCUGCUCGAUUUCUCCGCAGAGCUCGGAGCAUGCUCGUCGCCACGCGCGCCCUCGCCCGGCGGGCGCCCGCGUCGUCGCUGCGCGUCGCGCAUUUGAGCACGGCGUCGGCGCUCGAGGCCGAGUCGGAGCGCUUCUCCAUCUACAAUCCCACCGAAGAACAUGUGGCCCUGCGCCAGAUGGUGCGCUCCUUCGCGGAGCAGGAGGUGGACCCGCAGCGCGCCGAGUACAACGAAAAAGAACAGUUCAACCGCGCGCUCUUCGCGCGCUGCGGCGAGCUGGGCCUCCUCGGCGUCACCGCGGACGAGUCGUGCGGCGGGAGCGGCAUGGACGCCGUCGCCGCGUGCGUCGUCCACGAGGAGCUCUCCGCCGCGGACCCGGCCUUCGCGCUGAGCUACCUCGCGCACUCCAUGCUCUACGUGAACAACGUGAACCUCAACGCGUCCGAGGACCAGAAGCGGCGCUGGCUGCCCGGCGCGUGCGACGGGUCCAAGGUCUGCGCGAUGGCCAUGUCCGAGCCCGGCGCGGGCACGGACGUGCUGGGCAUGCGCACGGCCGCCGUCGACGCGGGGGACCACUACGUGCUCAACGGGUCCAAGAUGUGGAUCACGAACGGCUGCGUCGACUCGGAGACGCUCGGCGACGGCGCGCUCGUCUACGCGCGGACGGGGCCGGGCAGGGCGGACGUGAGCCUCUUCCACGUGGGCCCGGAGAACCCGGGCUUCUCCCUCGGCCAGCGCAUCACGGGCAAGCUCGGCAUGCGCGCGUCGCCGACGGCCGAGCUCGUCUUCGAGGACUGCGUCGUGCCCAAGGAGGACCUCGUCUCCGAGUGGAACGGCGCGGCGCUCUGCAUGAUGCGCAACCUCGAGCUCGAGCGCGUCGUCCUCGCGGCCAUGGCCGUCGGCAUCGCGAAGCGCUGCGUCGACCGCAUGGGCAAGUACGCGGCCGAGCGCGUCGCCUUCGGCCGGCCCAUCGCGGAGUUCGGCCAGAUGCAGCGCCACGUCGCCGAGGGCUACGCGAAGCUCAUGGCCGCGAGGGCCUACCUCUACGCGACGGCCGUCGACCUCGACCUCACGUCCACGGGCAACCGCCUCGACACGGACGGCGUCAAGCUCUUCGCGACGACCGUCGCCAAGGAGGUCGCCGACGCCGCGAUCCAGGUCCACGGCGGCUACGGCUACGUCGCGGAGUACCAGGUCGAGCAGCUCUGGCGCGACGCGAAGCUCCUCGAGAUCGGCGGCGGCACGCUCGAGAGCCACCACAAGAACAUGAUCCGCGACCUCGCCGAGGGCCUGCCCCCGGGCGUCUAGGGAGAGGAACCACCCGCCGCCGUAACUAGAGAUCGGCU
Molecule: messenger RNA, 1355 nt
Organism: Aureococcus anophagefferens
Lineage: Eukaryota; Pelagophyceae; Pelagomonadales; Pelagomonadaceae
Exons: 3
Coding region: 40-1317 (425 amino acids)
Biological process (GO): L-leucine catabolic process
Molecular function (GO): flavin adenine dinucleotide binding; 3-methylbutanoyl-CoA dehydrogenase activity
Source: RefSeq, a predicted model, not a curated record